This is a messenger RNA of Sinocyclocheilus anshuiensis, 3382 nucleotides long. RefSeq names its product protocadherin-1-like. Gene Ontology annotation, biological process: homophilic cell-cell adhesion. The record is from RefSeq and is a predicted model, not a curated record. Gene Ontology annotation, cellular component: plasma membrane. Gene Ontology annotation, molecular function: calcium ion binding. NCBI's taxonomy places the organism in Eukaryota, Metazoa, Chordata, Actinopteri, Cypriniformes, Cyprinidae.
GCCAAAACUGCGUUGAUAGUCUACUUCUGAGGAAAGCGAAGGGCGAAAACCCGAUUCCAUACGUUCUGCCAUGUACUGUUACAUUUUUACAUUAUUUCCGGUAGAUUACGCUAUCAUUCCAUAACGAAUAACGAGCUGCACUGUCAAAAUUUGUGAGAACCUGUACUCUCCUAAAAUGAAUGUUUGAGGAUUUAUGGACUGAACCGGGGGGAGUCGCUCGUAUUAGAACUGUUCUUGUGUUGAGAAACAACAGAAAAGACAGUUCAACACCCAUCAUCAGCCGUAAUUUCUAAUCCAUUAACACUUAAAUGAGUGCCGACGUUUUCAAACUGACGCGGAGUCGUGGGAAUGGCGUGGGAAAAUAACGCGUUCACUUAUGGAUUGGUUUCAAACGAAAGGAUGUUAUGUUUUCUUGAUGUCUGGAUUCUUUAAAGCAGGUGUUUAGGGGUCCUUGUAACCACGAAGGAAACAUCAACUGUAGUUGAUCCUCAGACAAGAAGCCUCGGUCUCGGCAGGAAAAAAGUGAUCGACGAAGACUGAGGUGUUACCUCUCCAAGGGCCCAUGGAUCUCCCUGUGGUGUUGUUUCUGCUGUGGGGACUGUUACUGGACUUGCUGAGUGGUGCGGUGGGUGGCAUUCUAUACCGCAUGCAUGAGGAACAACCUCCGAGCACACUGAUUGGCAGUCUGGCGGCUGACCAGGGCCUACCAGACACUGGACACCUGUACAAACUGGAGGUGGGCGCUCCCUAUCUGCGGGUGGAUGGCAAAACUGGAGAUAUCUUUACAACUGAGAUCCCCAUAGACAGAGAGACACUGAAGGAUUGUCGUAAUAAAGGCAAGCCCUGCUUUCUGGAGUUUGAGGUGUCUGUCACAGACCUUAUUCAGAAUCAGAGUCCACGGCUGAUAGAGGGAAGGAUCGAAGUGCAGGAUAUCAAUGAUAACACACCACAGUUCCCCUCACCUGUCCUAACCCUCUCAGUUCCAGAGAACACCCACGUGGGGGCACUCUUCUCAAUUCCACUGGCCACUGACAAAGAUACAGAGAGAAAUGGAGUAGCUGACUACACCUUAACAGCAGGACCAGAGGCUGUAGCACUCUUUGGUCUGCAAGUUGCAGAGGACAGAGGUGAAAAAUUGCCUCAACUCAUUGUGUUGGGAAGCCUUGAUCGAGAACGGAAAGACUCCUACGAUCUCACCAUCAAAGCUGUGGAUGGAGGCAAUCCACCUCGCUACAGCAGUGCCUUGCUAAGGGUCGUCAUUGCUGAUGCCAACGACAAUGCACCCCAAUUUGAAAAAUCCUCCUACGAAGCAGAGGUCGCAGAGAACAGCCCAGUUGGGCAUUCUGUGUUACAGGUGAAGGCUAAUGAUUCAGACUUGGGUCCUAAUGGUGAGAUUGAAUACACAUUACAUCAGGCCAUUGAUCCUGUGCCAAAACUUCUCCGGAUAGACCGCUCAUCAGGCAUCAUAUAUGUCAAAGGCCCAUUGGAUUAUGAGGAGAUCAACAAUUUGAAGUUUUAUGUCGUUGCACGAGACAAAGGCCCCUCACCCAAAAGUUCUAAAACAUAUGUUUCUAUUGAUGUGACUGACCAAAAUGACAAUGCACCAGCAGUGGAAAUCCGAGGCAUUGGUCUUGUGACCCAUAGUGAUGGAGUAGCAAACAUUUCAGAGGAUAUGCCUGUAGGCACUGCAGUGGCAUUGGUCCAGGUUUCAGACAAGGACGAGGGAGAGAAUGCUGUGGUGACAUGUGUGGUUGCUGGUGAUGUUCCUUUCCAGCUUCGGCCAGCCAGUGAUUCAUCAGUUGACAACAAGAGGAAGUAUUUUCUGCAGACCACAACACUUCUGGACUAUGAGAGGGUUAGGGACUACCGGGUGGAGAUAGUGGCAGUGGAUUCAGGCAAUCCAGCUCUGUCCAGCACUAACUCGCUAAAAGUCCAAGUGACUGACACAAAUGACAAUUCCCCCAUUUUCUCACCGACUCUGUUUGAAGUGGAGUUUGCUGAGGAGAACCAGCCAGGAGAAAAGGUGGUAGAUGUAGUCGCCUCAGAUGCAGACAGUGGCACUAAUGCAGAGCUGGUCUACAGCAUUAUUGCAGACUCUUCAACAAGGGGACUUUUUGAGAUUGACCCUAACUCAGGUGAAAUACGUGCUCGGAGCCCUCUUGAUCGUGAGCACAAGGAGCGCUACGAGUUCCGUGUUACUGCAGCAGAUAAAGGGGUUCCCAGUCAAAAGGGUACUGCCACAGUUGUAAUCAAAGUACUUGAUCGGAAUGACAAUGAUCCCAAGUUCAUGCUGAGUGGAUACAGCUUCUCAGUCUUGGAGAACAGGUCACCCCUUAGCCCUGUUGGCAUGGUAACAGUACAGGACAUGGACAAGGGUGAGAAUGCUCAAGUGCAACUUUCUGUGGAACCGGAUGUGGGCAAAUUUGUGAUCCAGAAUGGGACUGGCACUAUUCUGUCCAGUAUCUCAUUUGACAGAGAGAAGGAGAGCAGUUACACAUUCCGCUUGAAAGCUGUAGAUGGAGGGGAUCCACCAAGGUCAUCUUACGUUGGAGUGACCAUCAAUGUCCUCGAUGAGAAUGAUAAUGCCCCUGUUGUCACCAAACCAUCUAACUCAUCCUUCAUACGUCUGUCUCCUAUGGCUGCUCCAGACAGUGUUGUGGAAGUGGUCGAAGCUGAGGACAUUGAUUCUGGUUCCAAUGCUGAGCUAGUAUACAGCAUUGCUGGGGGAAAUCCACAUGACCUUUUUUAUAUCACUCCAUCUAAUGGUGAGAUCACAUUAACCAAGGAACUAACUCGAAAACAUAAUGGUCUGCAUCGACUGGUGGUAAAGGUGAGCGAUAGGGGCAAACCUUCCCGCCACGCCAUUGCCUUGGUACACAUUUACGUAAAUGAAACCAUUGCCAACGUAAGUCAUGUGGAGGCACUUGUGGGGCAUAGCUUGUACACCCCACUAGACAUGGAUAUUGCAGGAGACCCAGAUUACGGUUUGGCUGCUCAAAGAAGCAACAUUGUAUAUGGCAGUUUAGCUGGAGUGGCGGGGGGGGGCAGGCAUCGCCUUCAAAGAGAAGCUAAGAGUGGUUAUCAGGCUGGCAAGAAGGAGACCAAAGAUUUGUAUGCCCCCAAGCAAGGGCCAAAAAGUGGCAAGGGGAGAAAGGGUAAAAAAGGUAAGCCACCAAAGUCACCUAAACCUCUUGGAGAGGAUGAGGAAGUCAGCCUUCAAAAAAGUCUGAAAUUUAACCUUGAUGGGGUCAACGACAGCCCCAGGAUUCAUUUGCCUCUGACAUAUCCGCCUGGAAGCCCUGACCUAGGCAGGCACUACCGUUCCAAUUCCCCAUUGCCCUCCAUCCAGCUCCAGGCCCAGUCCCCAUCUGCUAAAAAUUAA